AUGCCGGGAAAUCUUUCCGGCACCUUCAAUGUCCUACGGCUCUUUACUAACCCAUCCCUCUGUCUUCCGCAUCACACAAUCUCCACCUUCGAUCAGCUUCCCAUUCCCCUGAGCAGCGCUUUCGCAGGGAGACAUGGCAACGAAAAGCCCGCGGACAUCCGCGCAGUAGUCCUCGACAAAGACAACUGUUUCGCCGUCCCACAACAAAACCACAUCCACGAACCCUACAGCGAGAGAUUCCAACAACUUCGUCAAGCCUACCCGGGCUCACGACUGCUCAUCGUCUCCAACUCAGCGGGCACAUCGUCUGAUCCCAAUGGCGCCGAAGCGGAUUUGCUAGAGCGCAACACGGGCGUGCAGGUGCUGCGACACUCGACGAAGAAGCCUGGUUGCCAUUCGGAGAUUAUGGCGCAUUUCCGGAAUGCGCCUGAUUCGGGGGUGACGUGUGCGUCGCAGGUGGCCGUUGUGGGAGAUCGGCUGUUCACGGAUGUGAUGAUGGCGAAUAUGAUGGGGUCGUAUGGGGUGUGGGUGCGGGAGGGGGUGAUUGAGGACCAUGGACUGCUCACGCGCUUGGAGAAGGGCGUGUCGGGGUUCCUUUUGAGGAGGGGUUAUGUUGCUCCUGAUCCGAGGAGUGGGUUUGAGUGA
Neohortaea acidophila is the source of this 645-nucleotide messenger RNA. Its product is annotated as mitochondrial PGP phosphatase. Gene Ontology annotation, biological process: cardiolipin biosynthetic process. Gene Ontology annotation, cellular component: mitochondrion. NCBI's taxonomy places the organism in Eukaryota, Fungi, Ascomycota, Dothideomycetes, Mycosphaerellales, Teratosphaeriaceae. The coding region runs from base 1 to 645 and encodes 214 amino acids. Gene Ontology annotation, molecular function: phosphatidylglycerophosphatase activity. The record is from RefSeq and is a predicted model, not a curated record. The transcript is spliced from 2 exons.